UCUUGUUUUUCACUGUCAUUUAAGUUUGAUAAAAAUUUUCUGAGUAUUCAUUUCAUUUUUUCUUUUGAGUUAUAGUUAGUUCAUUACUAAUAGUAACCAAAAGCUGGAUCUUUGAGGAAGAAUAUUACAAGGGUCGGAUUUGUGUAACUGACAUGGGCAUGGCAGGUGCGACGGUAGAUGGAUCACAGUUUGAUGCUCGUCAAUAUGAUGCUAAAAUGAAUGAUUUGCUUUCGGCAGAUGGAAGCGAUUUCUUUACCUCAUACGAUGAGGUCUGCGACAGCUUUGAUGCUAUGGGUUUGCAGGAGAAUCUUUUGAGAGGCAUUUAUGCAUAUGGUAAUUUCGGUUUCCGGUCUGAUCCAAAACUUUUGCUUUACAUUGGCUUCACUGAUUUAAGUUGUUCUUUGAUCAACACCUCCAUUCCAAUUAUGCGUAUGGUUUGAAAAACAGAUUAAGGAUCAUAGAUCAACCGAGAUCCUAUAGCUUAAGGAUCAGAGUUUACUCCAAUUAUGGCUUGAAAAACAUAUUUCAGGAUCAGAGCUGCUUCCUAGCUUUUGACAUUGUAAUGCAGCUAGCUUAACUUAAGUCUAAAACAUCGCUGUCUGUUAUGUUAGGAUUUGAAAAACCUUCAGCUAUUCAGCAAAGGGGAAUUGUUCCUUUCUGCAAAGGACUAGAUGUUAUUCAGCAGGCUCAAUCCGGAACUGGAAAAACUGCAACUUUUUGUUCCGGGAUCCUCCAACAGCUUGACUACGGAUUAGUUCAGUGCCAGGCUCUGGUAUUGGCGCCUACGCGCGAGCUAGCUCAACAGAUUGAGAAGGUUAUGCGAGCGCUGGGGGACUAUCUUGGAGUUAAAGUCCAUGCUUGUGUUGGCGGAACCAGCAUUCGUGAGGACCAACGCAUUUUGGCAUCUGGAGUUCAUGUUGUUGUUGGAACUCCAGGGCGCGUGUUUGAUAUGCUGCGACGGCAGUCUCUUCGCGCUGAUUACCUUAAGAUGUUUGUGUUGGAUGAGGCAGAUGAAAUGCUUUCUCGCGGUUUCAAGGAUCAGAUCUAUAAUAUCUUUCAACUUCUCCCAACAAAAGUCCAGGUUGGAGUUUUCUCUGCCACAAUGCCGCCUGAAGCACUUGAGAUUACCAGGAAAUUUAUGAACAAACCUGUUAGGAUUCUGGUGAAGCGUGAUGAGCUUACCUUAGAAGGUAUAAAGCAGUUCUAUGUGAAUGUUGACAAAGAAGAUUGGAAGCUCGAAACACUCUGCGACCUGUAUGAGACCUUAGCCAUCACUCAGAGUGUCAUCUUCGUGAACACACGGCGCAAAGUUGAUUGGCUCACUGACAAGUUGCGAGGCCGGGAUCAUACAGUUUCAGCCACACACGGCGACAUGGAUCAGAACACGAGGGACAUCAUAAUGCGCGAGUUCCGCUCUGGAUCAUCCCGAGUGCUCAUUACCACGGACCUGUUGGCGCGAGGGAUCGACGUCCAACAGGUUUCCCUAGUCAUAAACUAUGAUCUCCCUACUCAGCCUGAGAAUUACCUCCAUCGCAUUGGUCGUAGUGGACGGUUCGGGAGGAAAGGAGUGGCCAUCAACUUUGUUACCAAGGAGGAUGAAAGGAUGUUGUAUGACAUUCAAAAGUUCUACAAUGUGGUAAUAGAAGAGCUGCCAUCAAAUGUUGCUGAUCUCCUCUAGACAAGUUUGUGUUUGUAGCUAGCAUUUUUAAGUGAUUUUAAUACUUUUUGUGUUGAGAUUUUGAGAUAGAAGUUUUUGCAGUGUUUUUUUUGGAUUCUUCCUCCCCUCCUAACAGGUUUUAUACGUCAGUUUAAUGUUGUCUUUUUGUUAUUUGAGGUUUAGUGUUUGGUGUUCUAUUUUGUGUACUCGGA
Messenger RNA from Oldenlandia corymbosa var. corymbosa, 1869 nucleotides. Lineage: Eukaryota; Viridiplantae; Streptophyta; Magnoliopsida; Gentianales; Rubiaceae. The record is from the annotation of a GenBank genome assembly.